UUGCAUAUAAUUGUCUCUGUCAUAAAAUCAUAGAAACAUUUUAUUUAAAAAAAAAGUGAGUGGAUAAGGAAUCUUUAUAAGAGAGAGAAAAAUAAACGAUUGCCAGUAACCAAACACCGCUUCCAUGGCCACCGUACUUUCUCAAUCCUCCCUCCUCUCCUCCUCCGUCACCACCAAAAUUCCACCGUCCCCACCACCGCCCCCGCCUCAACUCAAAAUCAACCACCACAAACCCCUCAUCAAUACCCUAACUGCUGCCCUCGCCGCGGCCACCCUCCUCUCCGCCACCCCCUCCCAUUGCCUUGCUGAAUCCUCCUACCACAUUUACUACGGCACCGCUGCCAGCGCAGCCAAUUACGGUGGUUACGGUGGAAAUUCGGAUCCCAAGUCCUCUGCCGAAUACGUCUACGACGUUCCCGACGGUUGGAAAGAGCGAUUGGUCUCCAAGGUUGAGAAGGGUACGAACGGCACCGACAGCGAAUUCUACAAUCCUAAAAAGAGAACAGAGAAGGAGUACCUGACAUUCCUCGCCGGAUUCCGACAAUUAGCUCCGAAAGACGUGAUACUGAACAACCUUGCUCUAUCAGACGUGGAUUUACAGGACCUAAUCGCCGGUGCAGAGAGCUUGGAGUCCAAGGAGACCAAGGACGCGACAGGGCAGUUGUAUUAUGUGUACGAAAUCGACGGGGUCGGCAAGCACAGCUUGAUUAAGGUGACUUGUGCAAAGAACAAGCUCUACGCCCAUUUCGUUAAUGCGCCGGUACCGGAUUGGAGCCGCGACGAGGAGACCUUGAGGCACAUUCAUGAUUCAUUCAAGACUGUUGGGUCCUUCUGAUUUUGUGUGACAAUGUAGAUGCUUUGAGGCAGAGUUCAUGUAAUCAUUAAAAUUGAAGAAGAUUUGGGCUUUUUCACUUUA
Messenger RNA from Tripterygium wilfordii, 916 nucleotides. RefSeq names its product thylakoid lumenal 19 kDa protein, chloroplastic-like. The record is from RefSeq and is a predicted model, not a curated record. Lineage: Eukaryota; Viridiplantae; Streptophyta; Magnoliopsida; Celastrales; Celastraceae. The transcript has a single exon. Bases 125 to 835 code for a protein of 236 amino acids.